Messenger RNA from Notothenia coriiceps (black rockcod), 5396 nucleotides. RefSeq names its product adrenoceptor alpha 2B (gene adra2b). The record is from RefSeq and is a predicted model, not a curated record. Gene Ontology annotation, biological process: G protein-coupled receptor signaling pathway. The coding region runs from base 862 to 2439 and encodes 525 amino acids. The transcript has 2 exons. NCBI's taxonomy places the organism in Eukaryota, Metazoa, Chordata, Actinopteri, Perciformes, Nototheniidae. Gene Ontology annotation, molecular function: alpha2-adrenergic receptor activity; epinephrine binding. Gene Ontology annotation, cellular component: plasma membrane.
GUGAGGGUGCUGCCGCGCCUCUGUGAGGGAGCCUGUGAUGUGCGCAUGGAGGAGCGGCUGUAUCUUCGCAUCCUGAUGAAGUUCUGAAAAUACAAAGAACCACGGAAAAAGGAAACAUCUCCUGAGACUCACACACAGAAGCUGCUCUUUGGGAAUAGACUCACUGCUGAACAAACAACGCGUUUUUACUUCAUAUCUGGCUUCACGCGCAAAUCUGGAGAGACUGAGGUUAACUCUGUGCUUUCUCUUAUUCGAUUGGCUCGAAACGCUGCCAUCGCAUGGAAACAUUUGUAUAUUUUUAUUAACAAACCCUAUAAAUAUUGCACUGUACAUUUAUUUAACUUUAUCUAAACCUCUCCGUGAUCGCCGUACAGAUGAGACUCCUAAUCAAACGCCCGUCUCCAAACGAGGACGCACGGAGAUCGAACAGGGAUUAUUUUCUCUCGUCUGGUCCCUUGUAUUCAGUGUCACUUCGUUAUAAAUGACACCGAAUUACAUUAUUAAAAAAGAUACGAUCUUAAAAUCGGUAAAAGAUAAAAGCAUUAAACUUCGUGUGCGACAAAGAAGUUUUAGUUUUCGGGCUUUGUUUAUACUUUGGAAAGGUUGGUGGUUGGUGAACAGCAGUCAGCUUCACGAAAAAUACCUCCGUUUUUGGGGGGGUUAAAAACUGCUCGACAUAGUGGCAAAUCUCUUAUUAAUUGAAAGCAGUUGUCCGUGUCCUGACGCAUUGCCCAGGACUGUUUUGUAUGCUUAAAAUGGACCUGGCUGAGCUGCCUUGGAGGAUGCAAGGGAGCUAUCGUUUGGACACUGCUCAGGGACAAAACGAGAGAAACUGAGGACUAUUUGAAAGCUAAUCCCAGCAUGGCAUUGGUUCCGGAGAACGGCUGCUCCAUGGAGCUGAGCGGCUGGAACAGCAGCGCGAGCGGUGCCGGAGCCUCCGUGCCCUGCAACCAGAGCAUCCUGAAGUCCGCCCCUUACUCCCCUGAAGCCACAGCGGUAUUCGCCACCGCCAUCACCCUAAUGGUCGUCUUCACUAUCGUGGGCAACAUCAUGGUCAUCAUCGCGGUGCUGACCAGCCGGUCCCUCCGAGGACCCCAGAAUCUGUUCCUAGUGUCACUGGCUGCUGCAGACAUUUUAGUGGCCACACUUAUCAUUCCCUUUUCUCUGGCCAAUGAACUGCUUGGCUACUGGUACUUCAAGUCACUGUGGUGUGAGAUCUACCUGGCACUGGAUGUGUUGUUCUGCACCUCCUCCAUUGUUCACCUGUGUGCCAUCUCCCUGGACCGCUAUCUGUCCAUCUCCAGGGUCACAUACGGGCGCCAGCGCACCCCCAAGCGCAUCAAAGCCGCUAUUGUGGUGGUGUGGCUCAUCUCUGCCAUCAUCUCCUUUCCUCCCCUGCUGUCACUGAACAAACGUGAGGCAGGAGAGGAGGGGACUGAGAUAGGACCCCAGUGCCAGCUGAAUGAUGAGCGCUGGUACAUCCUUUACUCAACCAUUGGCUCCUUCUUUGCUCCAUGCCUCAUCAUGAUCCUGGUCUAUGUAAGAAUCUACCAAAUUGCCAAACAGAGAACACGUUGCCCCCCGGGAGAGCCCAGGAAGGAUGGGGUCGGCUGUGCCACACGAGGUCAGACUCCACGACAUAUCCAGGCCAACGGGAAGGAUGAUGAGGAAAGCACACCGCCUUCAUCCAACAAAACCUCUCGUGCCAGACCCCCCACCCUCGCCAUCACCCCGUCCCCCUCCUCAGGAGACACUCAAACCCCCCUAAAUCCCACUUCCAAUAAUCUCCUGCAACCUCCAUCCCCUUCUCUAGCCAUGACCCCUGUCACAACCUCCCUUGAGACCUCUCCUCGUGGCCCCUUAACUCCCCCCUCUGUGCCCGCCCCUGCCAACACUAAAGAGAAGGGGAAGAAGGGCAAGAAGCAGGCAGGGAAAAAAGCUGACAAUAACAAUGGUGACAGCUCGAGCACAGAGAGCGACAUGGAGCACAGCCAUGGAGGAGGCCGAGGCAGCGCCAGCAUGCCAGGGUCCCCUGCAGGAGGGGGGGUCCACUCCCCGGCCUCAGUCAAGCGUUACCGGGAAAUGAUGGCAACUUCAAAGGGGGCUCGGCUGGUGCCGGGGAGGAAGUCAAAGACAGAGAACAACCCUGGAGCAGCGAGGCGUAAAGCCAUGGUCAACAGAGAGAAACGCUUCACCUUUGUUUUGGCGGUGGUCAUAGGUGUCUUUGUGGUGUGCUGGUUCCCCUUCUUCUUCUCCUAUUCUCUGCAGGCAGUUUGCCCAGAGACGUGUGCCAUCCCUGAUCCACUGUUCACAUUUUUCUUCUGGAUCGGUUACUGCAACUCCUCACUUAAUCCAGUUAUAUAUACCAUUUUCAACAAAGACUUCAGAAAGGCCUUCAAAAAGAUAUUGUGCAGUGGCACCAAGGGUACGUUCUUUUAGCAUACAUAAUGUAUCAGCUGUACAUGACCUAGACACAAAAAAUGCUACUUCUGAGGCAUCAUAAAUCAAUCACUUACAUGUUUUCAGAACACUCAAAGGGCUGUUCCCAGCAUAGGAAUCAGAACUGAGAGCCACUCUUUUACAGCCACAGUGUGUGCAAACAGGCAUCUUGGACUGUGAAAUCCCAGCUUGCAGCAGAUACGCACAAAUAUUUCAUGGUGUGGGAUGAAAACAGGACAUGGAACAGAGGCAGCACUAGAUACUUAACUGCUUCGCACUUCAGUAUUGCUGAUACGAUUUUGAUUAAAAAGUUUAAUCUCCAGAUCACAUUGAAUAAUGGAGUGCACAGGGACACAGGGUGCUGCAGAAUAAGAAAUGUACACACUCUAUAAAACUGUCAGAGGGAAGCAUGAAACCCGUUGAGAAUGAACUCCUGAAUGAGAAUAUAGACAGUUUAAUGUGUAAUAUAUAUGGUUUUGUCAUUAUUAAAUACUCCAGGACUAAUGGAGAAAGGAAGCAAAUAUAAAGAAGGAAAAGUGACCUUUGAGUUCUGUGAGCCUCAGGCCAUUUAUUUAUCAAUACUGAGCACAAGGAGCACACAAGGUUAGUGGUGAUUUCUUACGUCUGUAGUCUUAAUUUGACCAGCUGCAAGGCAAACAUGUGUUCCUCGAUUUUGAUCUAAAGGCGCAACAAGAGAAGGUUUCUGAAGACUUCAAAUGUGAUAGCACAGACAAUGACACCCUUUCAAACUGAACUUGUGGGUUUUCAUGAGGAAAGCCUGCACGUCAGACACCUAGCUGCUGGCUUGGUGUGGGUCCUAAUGGACACUCAGGUUGUUAGUAAUGACACUCUUGGCUUUCCCCUUUCAUGACGUGCAGAACAAGGUAAAGUGUAGGGGAUUUUUCAAGAAAAAUGUGUAUGUUAUUGAGAUGUAAAAGUAGGGCAGUAUGACCCUCCUCAUCCUCUUCGCUUGUUGUUUCCUGCUUUUCAUCUUGAUCUAGGCUAUCACAACAAUAGACUGGAUCAAGCAAUUCUUCUAAUGAACACAAUGAGAUGCAAUCAAACUGCUUUUAGCCUAUUGAAAGUGCUUCUGACGUUUUUCCUAGUAUCUAACUGGAGGUGCCUCUGGAGAAGACAUAUAGGAAGUCGUUUCCUAUUAUUCAACAUUACUUUAGAAAAACCUGAUUAAGCAGGGAGACAUUUACAUUCACUGUAAAGGACAUAGAAUGCAAUUAUGUAUGUGUAAUGUAACCACUAAUCACGCCUACAUGGUUUAUUCUGAGAACCAUUUGGCUGAGUCACUCUUUGCAAACGCCUCUGGCACAUCAGCUGCAGUGGACCUCUACAUGGCACAUUUGGGUUUAUAGCUGAGAGGCAAGAGCAUGAAUGGUGCAUUUAUUUGUUCUCACCAUGGGACUGAGCCUCUGUCAGCUUUCAUGAUAAAGGCAAGAGCAUGAAUGGUGCAUUUAUUUGUUCUCACCAUGGGACUGAGGCUCUGUCAGCUUUCAUGAUAAAAAAUAAAUAAAUAAAAAUGUAUCUGUGACUGUGAACAACACACAGGCUUAUUGACUCAAUGGGACAAGGGCUGUCAGCAGCAACACUUCAAUUUACUGAUUGUCUAAUACUGCUGACCUGUAUGAGUGUGUGUGUGCAUGUGUGUAUGCUUGUUAAUUUUUCGUUUUCUUUCUGUAGAGAGUGACAGUGCCUCUCCUGGCUGCUACUACUGUAAUAUUAGUAAAAAUAGAGACCAGAUGUCCUGGUGACGCCAUCACUUUGUGAAUGUUUCUACUUGAUUGACAGAUCAGUACUUAGCCAUGUUGAGAAAGUCUUAUCGAACUGAAAGUCAGUGUUUAUCAGUGAUAUUGAGUACAUGGCUGUUAGUCAUCACUCCCAAGGGACCAAAGAGCCUUAUAGGUCACCAGCCUGACUCUGUGAUAUCCGGCUCUGUGUUGCUUUAAAAAAGUAUUCCUUUAUAUUUAGUGUGUGUGUGAUGGGACACAAAGAUUGAAGAAACUGUAUAAUUUAUUUCAGAGUAUUUUGUGUUUUCUGUCUGUUACCUAUUUAUUGCUCUGUUACUGUGCUUUUAUUCUGAAAGUGAAACUGCUAUCAAAGAGUGAGAACACUGUACAGAUUUGUAAUAUCACGAAAAAGAACUAAAUUGAUUCAUGCCUUUGAGCUCUUGCUUUGUGGGGAUUGAGCUAUAUUUGAGCUUGAGUUGUAUGUAUUUGUGUUGAAUUGAAGGAAGUUGAACUUCGAGUUAUGUGCAUAAUGCAGAAUCUACAAUGCAAUGUUUGUCAUUGUUUCAUGUGGUGAUAGUAAAAUGUUAAAUCAAAGAUACAAGCACACUCAUGAAUGUACAAUUAAUCAUGCAUACUGCAGCAGGAAAUCUCUUUUAAAAUUAUUCAUCAAAAAGUGCUUGAAUAUGAAAAUAUCAUUAGCAACCGUAGACAUUUUCAGUUUGAUGAUUUGCAGAAUUUGUGCAGGACAUUAAUGCUACUAUCAAUAACAUACACAGCUGCUUGGAGAUCCAAAUGUCUGAUAAAACAAAAUGGAGGAAAGUGAGAGCUCCAUGCACUUACACAACUGUUCCCUGCCUUCAUCCGAAACGCUUAGUUUCUCUCCACAAAUAUGGCAACUAUAGCAACUCUUUUGUAACAAAAAUAGGCACAGAAGCCAUGAAUUCAUGGCCGCUUCGAAUAAAUAUGAGUUGCAAUGCUGCUCAAACCUUCCAACCAUGGCUUUAUGUGGUGAAACUUCUGCUUUGUUUGAUUUUGAAAAGUAUAAAUUAUUGCUUAAAGGUGACAGAUGCAGUAAUCUGCCUCAUGAUCACCAUCCCUCCCCUGAAACCGCCUGUAUUGUCUCUUAUUGCGUUUGGAUCAAAUAACAUGGUCUGAGCUUUACAAUCUUCUAUCGCCCAUCUGCCAUCAUCCCUCUCCAGUUUGGAAAUAAAGCUACUU